UCGCUCAGAACUCACAUUUCCAAACCCUAACAAACCGCCAAAACCUCUCUCUCUCUCUCUCUCUCUCUCUCUCUCUCUCUCUGCAGAUCUCGCGCACCGGAGCAUUUUCCAGAGGUGUGAUUCCGGCUAAGCAUCAUUCCGUUUGACUUCUUCCGGAGUUUGCAUGGUCACGGGAUAUGGCAUCAGCUUGUGUAAACAACAUUGGAAUGUCGCCGGAGAAUUUUUCGCCUGCGACGUAUCCGUCGUAUGGUUGGCUGAGUCCUAGAAUAUCCUUCAGUCGAGAAGAAGAGUCUUCCUCCUGCACCAUUACGUCAGGAAACGGAAUUAAACCGAUGCCUCAGCCGUCUAAGCCGGAUCAUCCGGUGUCGGAUCAGUUGGAGAUUCAAGAUCCUGGUGAUUUUGAGUUCAGGUUGGAUGAUCCGGUUGCAAUGCUCCCCGCCGACGAGCUAUUUUCCGACGGUAAGCUCGUGCCGCUGCAGUUAUCUACUAUGAAGCAGCCGGUGACUGUGUUGACGGAGGUGAGAUCACCUGAUGCUGUAAAAGCUUGCAGGAGAACGGAGAUGGAAAUCUCGACGACGGAUCCUUAUUUGUUCUCUCCAAAAGCUCCUAGGUGCUCCAGCAGGUGGAGGGAGCUGCUGGGGCUCAAGAAGUUCUCUCAAAGCGUUUCGGUUAAAACGGAGCCCCAAAAAACGACGUCGUCUUCGUCGUCAGGUGUAAACCCCAAGUCUUUGAAGUAUUUUCUGCAUAGAAGCUCUAAAUCGUCUACCUCAUCGUCGGCUUCCUCUCUGGAAACUUCUCUGAGUCUGCCGCUGCUGAAGGACUCGGACUGUGAGUCACUCUCUAUUUCUUCCUCGCGUCUAUCGCUCUCUUCUUCGUCUUCAGGUCACGAACACGACGAUCUUCCCAGACUGUCUCUUGAUUCGGAGAAACCAGGCGUUAACGCGAACAUGAGUCCGAAUCCUUUCGCGCCAAGCCGAAGCCUAAACCCAAACCCUCCGAGGAUGAGAAUGGUGAAGCCAAGGGCAGGGGUUGGGUCGUCGGAGAACGGUCAGACGGCUACAGGAAGGAUGGGGAGAAGUCCGAUGAGGAGGUCGGCGGGGGAGGCAGGUGGGGUAGGGAGCAGGGGAGCGUCGGUGGACAGUCCAAGAAUGAACUCGUCGGGGAAGAUAGUGUUUCAGAGCUUGGAGCGAAGUUCAAGCAGCCCAAGUAGCUUCAAUGGUGGACCGAGGUUGAAGCACAGAGGCAUGGAAAGAUCCUACUCCGCCAAUGUGAGAGUGACGCCGGUUCUGAACGUUCCGGUAUGUUCUCUAAGGGGAUCUUCCAAGUCGGUUUCGGUGUUUGGGUUUGGUCAGUUGUUCUCUUCUCCUCAGAAGACCACUGUGGGAGGCCACAGAGGGCAACAGAGCAACAGUGGCAAGAACCGUUGAGGAUGGAGAAUCAUUCAUAGACAUGCGUUAGGGUUGUUAGGUGAAAGAUAUGGAAUCUCUGGUUUUUCGGUGUUGUAGGAGGGAGAGGAGAAUGGCGUAUUGUGAGGGGAGUGAGCUGCACGCGGGUUGAGGGGAGCGUGAGGGAGGUAAGUGUCAAUGAUAUGUUCCCAUGUUGAAGCUUAUCUAAUCUGUCUCUUUCAAUGAAAAUUUUAUUAAUAAUUUAUAUGCUGCGAGAUUUGUUGUUUACUGCGGAGUUUGGGAAAUGAUGCCAUGAUUCAAAAACACAGGCCACUGCCUUCCCCA
Molecule: messenger RNA, 1730 nt
Organism: Carica papaya (papaya)
Lineage: Eukaryota; Viridiplantae; Streptophyta; Magnoliopsida; Brassicales; Caricaceae
Source: RefSeq, a predicted model, not a curated record